CGUUUUGUCAGCUCCCUGCGACCCCCGCCUCACUGCCCGGCAGCCGAGGGGUGGCUGGAGAGAGAGAUUGCCGGCACCGUCCGCAAAGUGGUGCGGGACUUCGUUGCCUCCUGGUACCGCACCGUCAGCAGCGAGCCGGCCUUCGAGGCCGAGGUGGAGAAGGCCAUGACGGGCCUGGCCGCAGAGCUGAGGCGGCGGAUGGGGCAAGUGGACCGUCAAGCCCUGGCCCGCCGCCUCCUCCUCCUCUGCGGCCAUCACUUGGAGAGCUACCUGCAGGCCCGUGAGGCCCUGAGGGGCAAUCCAGAGGGCGGCCGGACCCUGUGGCAGGAGUACAGCCGGCUGGCAGGGCCGCACCCUGCCCUCUGCAGCCCGGCAGCUGAGGUGGGCUACGCCCGGGCUGCUGUGGAGACGCUGCUGCGGGUGCUGGUGCCCCGGCCCCACCUGGAGACGCGGACGGGACGCUUCGUGGUGGUGGAGCUGGUCGCCUGCAAUGUCCUGCUGCCGGCCAUCAGGAAGAUGGCCGAUCCUGACUGGAUCAACCUGCUGCUCAUUGGGGCUUUCUCCAAGAAGCCCUGGGGUGAGGAGCCACCCCCUGCACUCCCAGUGCCUGUUUCCUUGCCCUUCACAGUGCAGACGGACGCUGCCCCUGCCAGGCUGCCGCCCUCCCCGAGGGCCAUGGAGAUGCCUGGGCGAGAGGCAGGGGCUGCUGGCGAGGAGGGAGAGGACCCGGCAAGCGGGCUGUGCCACACAGAGGAGCCAUUUCUCCGCCCGCGAGCCCUGGGCUCCCUCUUCCCCUGCGAGGGUUUGGAGCUGGAGUCCCCCGCGCCUGAUGCGGGCCAGGACACGGACCUGCUGGCACCGUCACCCGCCGGGGAGUUCCUCGAUGAACCCCUCCAGGACACCUCCACCGUGCUGGAGGGACCGGCCGCUUUGGAGGAUGGCGUGGGGGACCUGGAGGAGGGCAUUGCCACCAGCUCGGAUGCUGGCCUGCUCCCCACCUCUGCUUUUGCACUGAGCUCCUGCCCUGACAUCCAGAUUGACCUGGCAGUUGAGAAGGAAGGGGAAAGCCUGGCUGUCCUCAAAAAGUCCUCUUCACAGAGGCCCUGCAGCUUGGGGAAAGAUCUGGGGGCAGCAGAGGGCCCACAACAAAGCCCCCCAGACCCCGGGCAAACUCUGCCCCUGCUCUCAUCCUCCCCAACGGCUUCCAUCAGCACCUUCAGCUUUGAGCCCCUCAGCAGCCCCGAUGGGCCGGUUGUCAUCCAGAACCUGCGGAUAACUGGGACCAUCACCGCCCGAGAGCACAGUGGGACUGGCUUCCACCCCUACACCCUGUACACCGUCAAGUAUGAGACAGCCCUGGAGAGCGAGAGCGCGGGCAGCCUGCAGCAAAUGGCUUACCACACCGUGAACCGCCGUUACCGGGAGUUCCUCAACCUCCAGACCAGACUGGAGGAGAAACCGGAGCUCCGCAAGUUCCUGAAAAAUAUCAAAGGCCCAAAGAAACUGUUCCCUGAUCUCCCAUUUGGAAACAUGGACAGCGAUAAAGUGGAAGCCAGAAAAAGUCUGCUAGAAUCUUUCUUGAAGCAAUUGUGUGCGGUCCCUGAGAUUGCAAACAGUGAGGAGGUGCAGGAGUUCCUCGCCCUGAACACUGACGCCAGGAUCGCGUUUGUCAAGAAGCCCUUCGUUGUGUCCAGGAUAGACAAGAUCGUUGUCAAUGCCAUUGUGGACACCUUGAAGACGGCAUUCCCCAGGUCAGAGCCCCAGAGCCCCACGGAGGAUCUUAGCGAGUCUGAAGUGGAUGGGAAAUCUCAGACAGACGGGAAGAAGGCUAACAAGUCCAGGCUGAGGUUCUCGUCCAGUAAGAUUGCUCCGGUGCUGAGUGUGAGUGAAGCGCAUGACGGCAUCGUGUACUCUAUCAGGGAGGGCAGCGCUGUCUCUGGCACCCUGUCGCUGGCUGCUAUGGAGUCCUUCAUCCAGAAGCAGGAGAAGCUGCUGGAGGCAGUCCCCAGCAAAGCUCCCGAAGGCGAGGGAGGCAGAGAAGCUAAGGAAAGCUCCGUGCGGGAGAAUAUGGACGGGCUGGGCACAGCAGAGCAGGGGGCGCAUCCGGACACAGACUCUGACUCUGAGACAGCUUUGGCUGACCUGGCCCUGGAUGUGCUUCGUCUGCUGCUGAUGGAUCACUGGAGCUGGCUGUGCACGGAGAACAUCCAGAAGGUCUUCCACCUGCUCUUCGGGACCCUCAUUCAAAGGUGGCUGGAAGUCCAGGUGGUUAACCUGACCUGCACCCAGCGUUGGGUCCAGUACCUCCAGUUGCUGCAGGAAUCCAUCUGGCCUGGAGGAGUUUUACCAGCAGUGCCUAAACCAGCCAGGACAGAGGAACAGAAGAAAGCAGCAGCAGAGCAGGCCCUGCAGAGCCUGAUGGGGAUCUUGCCUAAUGUGAUCCAAGAAAUCCUUGGAACCAGUAAAUGUCGGAUGAGCUGGAACCUGGUACUGGAGUCCCUGGGCCAGCCUGUGAUCAACAGGCACCUGGUUUUCUGCCUCUUGGAUAUUCUGCUGGAGUUCUUGGUUCUGAAGGGCUCCAGCGAUGAGCUCGAGACCGCAGCUGUCGCGCCGUCUGCCUCUAGUGGCCUGGACAAAGCAGGCAUUUCAGCACAUUAACCAGGGCUGGUGUAGCCAGCAGUGGAGGAGAGAAGCAGCCGCAGGCAUGGGAUGAUUUGAUUUUCAGUGUUUACUGAACAUGUCUGGGAGCUUCUUGUAAAGAUUUUUUCCAGCCAGUGCUAAAUGAGGCUGCUUUCCAGGCUUCUCUGUUUUGGCUGGGUGAUGGAUUAAACCCAGUGUCAGGGGCUGAAGAUGCUUUUCUGCCAUGUAGCGUCUGUUCCAUUGCUGACCUGAUGGAGGGCCUGGAAUGAAGAUGCCCGACCUCUGCUGAGCUGGACAGUCUGAGAAGGAUAUGCAGGCUGCCCACAAGCCCUGUUGUCUUGCCCCACGUUUCUGAACAUCUCUAACAUCUAAAGGCAGCCAGCACACAAGAUUUGCUUUUGUGGCCUCGGGCUCCACCUGACACUGGCAUGCAGAGACUUGAUGUGACAGUAUCUUGUUGAUAGAUGUUUCUCCAGGACAGGUGAAGGGAGGACCAAAUGCUGUCCCUGCUCUCUAAGCAGCCUGCCCUCUGCCUACGCCGCACCAUCCAUUUUACCAGAAGGAAGACGGGGAGAGAAUGGAGCGCGGAGAUGUGGUGAUAGCCCUGAAGUCAGCGUCAGGGACCCAUCCCCACUGCCCAAAUAACUGGGAGGUCGAAAGCAGUGCAGAAAUCAAAGCUGCUGUCCUGUCUUAGGGACAAAGAUAAGCUGCCUCCUGCUGCCACUGCUCUGACAUGGUCUUGUUCUGGCAUCUUUUGCUGCCUCAACAGUAGGAUGCAAGUAGGGUAGACUGUGGUCCUGGAAAAGAGAACUGUCCCCAGGCUAAAGAGGAAUGGUAGCUCGGCUGGACUUCAGGAUUACCUUGUAUUUUGCCUGCUGAGUCACGUUUUAGUCCCAGAGGCUGUCACCUGGAAGGCACAGGAGAAAAGGAGCUGACUCAUGUGUGGCACACAGCAAGUAAAUCAGCUCCCACACAGAAGUGCUUGUCACGGUAAGCUCUGGAAGAGGAGCGAGCACCUCUGAGCCCAGGAGGAAUACCGAACGCAUGUCAUGGACAGACAGCGGGUUAGACCACAGCAAUGGGCUUGAGAGCACCACCUUUGCUCUGUUGUUGCUUGCUAUGUCACCGUGCUUUGGUUCACUAUGCCUGCUAUUGCAACAGCUGCGUGCAGAGGGCUCUAGAAAGCUUGUCAUGUCACGAUGUCCAGUGCCACCCAGCACAGAUGGCAUGUCGAUUUGGCAGCUGCUUUUCCGGGUCAUCCAAGACUUGAGUGGUUUUGCAAGCUUACGUUGCCCAGCUGUCAGGUUUGUGACAGGGCAGAUGGACAUGGAGAAUAUGGACACGGAGAAUAUGCACAAACAGACCGGUUUGGUGACCUGUUUUGGUGAAUUCCCUGGGAGAAAUACAAACUGACCAGCGCUGGACUUUGCUGAUGAAGGGAAUACUGCUCCUGGCGUUCUCCAAGAUUUAAUCUUUAUCUAAGAUUAAAGUGCUUAGGAGAGGAGACCUCGCAAGAGGGAAGCGUGCAGGAUCACAGCUAGUUUCCAUGUUACAGUACCAAAUGGUGCAUUUCGUGUAGCCUGCUGUUUCUUGGAGCUGGAUACUCUGUGGCAUGUUUGGAGAGAAGGUCAUGUAACUCCAACAUGCACACUACUGGAAGCAUAUUCUGCUCUUUCCAGAGGCAGCUGCUUAAUAAUGGACACACGGCGGUGUGUGCUUCUUUGUGUUUCUGGGGGGUGUGUGUGUGUUGUGUGAAAACACAGGGAAGGAUUAGCUUGCUGCCAGCAAGUAUAUUUUUAGGGAGCUCCAAGGACAUCCCAAGACUAGGCAGAAUCCAAUGUAAUGAAGCAAAGGAGUUUUGCAUCGCCUAUCAGAGCCAUCUCUCAGCAGUGACACUUUUGAGAUGGUAGCCUUGCCACCUGCUUGGAAAAGAAGGGAGCAUGUACGCUAAGUAGCUUAAGAGUAGAUUAGGCAAAGCUUUGGAGAAUGCUCCAUAUGGGAUAAUCCCAAAUGGCCAAGCAGCAGGUUGGGGAGCAGGACUCCCAUAUAUCCCCAAGCACAAUAUCUGCUUGGAGCAGCCGCUUCGCCCUCUCCUUCACUGCCUGGCUCCUGUUUCCCUUCUUUCUCCUACUACUUCCAUUUACUACAUCAGCUGUCUUGAGGAGUGGGAGAAGGCAGUAGGAGAAGGAGCCAUCACCCAGGGAUGAUGUAUCAUAGCCCUGUUGUGCUUGGUGGCUUCCCAGAUGCUCUUGGUGUGCUUGCUUGCUAUUGCUUCCCCAUUGAUUUUAGGGGUUUGGAGCUCCAAGACUGUAAUCUGUCAUUCAUCAGGGAUAUCAUUAAGAAACUGUUUGCUGAAAAGGAUCAUUCAGAGAUGGACUGCAAACUACGCACCGCCAGCUCCACGUGAGGGCAAAGGUCUAGCACAGGCGUUACAGACACUGGAUGUGGCGUUGGAAGGACGAGCUUACACUUCCCCUUUGCUGGGAAGCCCUAGCAUCCCUGCCUUUAACCCUGACCUCUGAUAUUAUGGGAAUGACUCAAUAUUCAUUUUGCCUGAUGGAAAUAACUUGCCAUUUCCGCUGGCGGGCUCCAAGGAGCAUAGCUUGAGAGCCGGCGCUUCGCUGGGAUGGUGCGACAAUGAUUUGCCGUCGUACCAGACAACUGCUUGGUCUGUGCAUCCUCUGCACCUUUCACGCAGGGGCCUCGAAGCCUGCACUUUGCAGACUUGCUCAUGUGGUGAAGGAGCAACAUCCCCUCCGUGUUUACAUGGGAGGAGCUGGGGCAGAGAGAUGAAGUAGGUUUACUUGCAUGCGCUCUUAAGUCAGCGGCAGAGUCAGGAAGAGACCCCAGGAGUCUGGAUUGCGAGGUCUUUGUUUUAAUCUCCAGAAUCCCCUUUCUUUUCUUAGAGCGAGGAAAACAGAAACCAGGGUUGCCGGAGCCCUUUCUCAUGCUCUUACUGGCUAGGCUUCAAACUCCCAUUCUCUCCUUCAUAGAUCUUAGUCCAUUCUCACAGCCGAGGUGAAGCUGCCCAGGAACAGCGUAGGAACAAGUAGCCCCUCUCUGUAUCUUGUUGUUAAGGAAUACAAAAUCCAAAACAAAGUUCAGCUUUUUUCUAAUGCCAGUUCUUUGCCUUACUGUAAUUUUUGGAUUAAAUUGAGCACGAUGGUAGCAAAGGCAAACUGACGCAUUCAGGUGGGCUGAAAGUUUAUUUCCAUUGGACUAAGACUGCUUUAGUAAAACAAACAGGGCCAACAAAAAAACUUUAACUCGGUCUGUGUGUGUAGUACUCCCAGCAAGCUCCCUUUUUCUGCAGGAAUUUGUAUAGAAGGCUUCAGCCACCCCUUACUGAAGGGAAGGUGGUGAGAGCAGGCAGAUUUGAUCUCGAAAAAAAGUUGCAGGCUUCUGUCAUCUUAGGUACAGAGCAGCACGUGGUUCAGGUGGGUGCUCGGCUUUCUAGGUCCUACUGGACAUAUGCGAUCUGCUUCCAGCCCACCGCUUGCUGACUAUGUGGCAUUGAGGAAAGCACUUCAUUUCCCCCGCCUCAGUUUCCCCCAGCGCUGGCUAGUUAGACUGCAAGCUCCCUGGAAGCAGGGGCUGCUUCUGUGCAUGUACAACAUGGAGCACAGCGGUACAGAGCUUCAAAGCAGCACCGUAAGCUAAACAGUAGUUUUUGUGUUGAGGCAGAGCUGCUUCUUAGGUUAUGUUUUCAGGAAAAACGAGUGCCACCACCGUGUAGUGACUCCCUGUCAUAUUUUCUGUGUUCAGAUCCCUGUAUUGGCUUUCUGUGGGUGCAGCUGUUCAAGUCUGUGUAGAAGAGCGCUGUCUUGAAAACCUAUUUUGUUGUUAAAUGGGGAGCAAACCGGUGCUCCCAAGUGCUUGUGACUUAUGUUCUGACUCUGUGUACAAUAAUACUCGGUUUCAG
Messenger RNA from Aptenodytes forsteri (emperor penguin), 6562 nucleotides. RefSeq names its product sorting nexin 19 (gene SNX19). The transcript is spliced from 11 exons. Lineage: Eukaryota; Metazoa; Chordata; Aves; Sphenisciformes; Spheniscidae. Gene Ontology annotation, cellular component: intracellular membrane-bounded organelle; early endosome membrane. The annotation marks the transcript as partial. The record is from RefSeq and is a predicted model, not a curated record. Gene Ontology annotation, molecular function: phosphatidylinositol binding.